Messenger RNA from Diversispora eburnea, 240 nucleotides. The record is from the annotation of a GenBank genome assembly. Lineage: Eukaryota; Fungi; Glomeromycota; Glomeromycetes; Diversisporales; Diversisporaceae.
AUGACAAAAUUACAAGUUAGAAUGUUUAAUACAACACAAAUAAAUGUUCAUACUAAUAUCAAGUUAACUAAUCUAGUAGCUAUUACCGUUAAUUUAGAAAAAACGGAAUAUACAAAAUACAAAAAUCGACCAGAUGACAACGUGUUGAUGUUGAUAAAUAUUAAACAAAUUUUAACGUACGUAUCUUUUUCAUCACCACCAUCAUCAAAACAAUCAAUAACUGAAUACGAAUACGAUUGA